AUGAAGUACUCUACUGUUUCUACUCUUGCUUUGGCAACCUUGGCUGGUUCCUCUGUUGCCGUUCAUGUCCACCAUGAACACAAGCGUGCUAUUGAUGUCAAGUACGUUUACAAGACCAUCACUGUUGAUGGUUCUGGUAACCCCAUCGACUUUGCUGUUGCCGAACCUUCGACUACUACUUCUCCUGCUUUCACCCCUGUUGCUGAGGUUGUCACCUCUUCUUCAGUUGCCCCUGCUCCUUCCAGCAGCUCUGUUGCCCCUCCUCCCCCUCCUCCUUCCAGCAGCUCUGUCGCUCCUCCUCCUGCUCCUUCCACCUCUUCAUCCAGCUCUGCUGCUCCUUCUCCUUCUAGCUCCACUGCUGCUGCUGCUGCCUCGAGCUCUUCUGCUCCUUCUUCUUCUUCCUCCUCUUCUUCUGGUGGUAUCAGCGGUGACUUGGCCGCCUAUGCCAACCCUACUGAGGAGUUCCAAGACGGUGUCAUUGACUGUACCUCAUUCCCUGCUGGUCAAGGUGUUAUUGCUCUUGACUGGCUCGGAUUCGGUGGUUGGUCUGGUAUCGAGCACCUUUCUGACGGUUCUACUGGUGGUUCUUGUACCGAGGGUGCUUACUGCUCUUACGCUUGUCAACCUGGUAUGUCCAAGACUCAAUGGCCCUCUCAACAACCCUCUAAUGGUGUCUCUGUUGGUGGUCUUAUCUGUCAAAACGGUAAGCUGCACAGAACCAACACCAACACCAACUUCCUCUGUGAGUGGGGAAAGCAAUCUGCUGUUGUUGUUUCUGAGUUGUCUGAGCCUGUUGCUAUCUGCAGAACUGACUACCCUGGUACUGAGAACAUGGUCAUCCCCACUCUUGUUGAGGCCGGUGGCUCUGCUCCUCUUACCACUGUUGACGAGGCUAACUACUACGUCUGGGAGGGUAAGCCAACUUCUGCUCAAUACUAUGUCAACAACGCUGGUGUUUCUGUUGAGGACGGUUGUAUCUGGGGUACCCCUGGUUCCGGUGUCGGUAACUGGGCUCCUUUGAACUUCGGUGCUGGUUUCUCCAACGGUAUUGCCUACCUCAGUUUGAUCCCCAACCCCAACAACAAUUCUCCUGCCAACUUCAACGUCAAGAUUGUCUCUUCUGAUGGCUCUCAAGUUAACGGUGACUGUGUUUACGAGAACGGUUCUUACUCCAACGGUGGUAACGGCUGUACCGCUGCUGUCAGCAGUGGCCAAGCCCAAUUCGUUCUCUACAACUAA
Sugiyamaella lignohabitans is the source of this 1239-nucleotide messenger RNA. RefSeq names its product putative glucosidase SUN4 (gene SUN4). Lineage: Eukaryota; Fungi; Ascomycota; Dipodascomycetes; Dipodascales; Trichomonascaceae. Bases 1 to 1239 code for a protein of 412 amino acids. Gene Ontology annotation, cellular component: cell surface; fungal-type cell wall. Gene Ontology annotation, biological process: fungal-type cell wall organization. The transcript has a single exon. The record is from RefSeq and is a predicted model, not a curated record.